AUGGAGGGGCAGCGCCCAGGAGAGGCGGCGCCCCACGAUGACAGCGGGAAUGAGGUGAGAGAGGCGGACAGCUCGCCGUCAAUUGGCGCUUGCCGGGCGACGGAGCCACCAAAAAAGCGCUCGAGCGAGCUUCGCGGGCGAGGUGUUUGCAAUGGCGGUGACGACACUUGUCUUGGUCUGCGCCGUUAUCGUUCGCAUCGGUCCGUCGCUCGCCCUUACAGCACGCAGGCAGUGGUGGUUGCUGCGUGGAUGCGCCGCUUCGCCAGUCGGGCAGACUCGUCGUGGUGGGGCUUCUUGUGCCGUGAGGGAGGUGCAAAGAGGGGCUCAACAACUUACAGGAUUGAUGAGGUCAGGUCGCGAUGGUCGAGUGGGACGCAGGGGUUCGCAGCAAAGCGGGUGUUGUGUGUGCGCUGGGAUGCAGAGCAAGGAUGA
Molecule: messenger RNA, 432 nt
Organism: Purpureocillium lilacinum
Lineage: Eukaryota; Fungi; Ascomycota; Sordariomycetes; Hypocreales; Ophiocordycipitaceae
Source: RefSeq, a predicted model, not a curated record